UCUUCAUCUUUUCUUGACCAUCACCCAUCGUUGCGGUCAUCAAUGGCGAGCAUCCGCCUCCUCUCGAGCCUCAUAUUCUUCCUCACCUUCUCCUCCGUUCUGGCCAUUAAUGGAGCCAACACGACCUUGAAAACAGCCCCAAGACGCGCCAUGCGAGUGAGCUCGGCUCUCGCAAUCGCCCAGUAUAUGAGCUCUCACAAUGCAGUUAGGGCAAAGCACAACCUCCCUCCUCUCAGUUGGAGCACGUCCCUAACGAACUACGCAAGGUGGUAUGCGAGCCAGCGGAGAGGGGACUGCGCGCUCAUCCACUCGACCAGCAACUACGGCGAGAACAUAUUCUGGGGACAGGGCAAGCAUUGGAUGCCGAAGGACGCUGUUGCCGCGUGGGCUGCUGAAGAAGCUUACUUCGAUUACAACUCCAACACGUGCAUGGCGGGCAAAGAUUGCACGCACUACACGCAGCUCGUGUGGAGGACGACGCAGAAGGUCGGGUGCGCUCAGAUCGUGUGCAAUUCUGGCGACACUUUCAUUACUUGCGAGUAUUCGCCUCACGGCAAUGUGAUCGGAGAGAGGCCCUACUAAGGAAAAGACUAUGCGUGUUUCACCUUUAACUUUCGUAAUAAAUGGAUCUCAUGCGAGGCAGAUGCAUUGGGUGAAUCGCUAAAUGUUUUUCUACUAGAAUUAGCACUCUAUCUGCUCGUCUUCUUUUUUUCUUUUUUUCGGGGGGGAGGAGGAGAGGAAUAUUUGACAAGUACAGAGAGGGGGAUGACUUUAGAUUUGAGAAGAGUAACAUCUCCGAACUAAAUUCU
Molecule: messenger RNA, 809 nt
Organism: Eucalyptus grandis
Lineage: Eukaryota; Viridiplantae; Streptophyta; Magnoliopsida; Myrtales; Myrtaceae
Product: pathogenesis-related protein PRB1-3
Exons: 1
Coding region: 43-582 (179 amino acids)
Source: RefSeq, a predicted model, not a curated record